This is a messenger RNA of Coniophora puteana RWD-64-598 SS2, 609 nucleotides long. RefSeq names its product PRTase-like protein. Gene Ontology annotation, biological process: hypoxanthine metabolic process; GMP salvage; XMP salvage. Bases 1 to 609 code for a protein of 202 amino acids. Lineage: Eukaryota; Fungi; Basidiomycota; Agaricomycetes; Boletales; Coniophoraceae. The record is from RefSeq and is a predicted model, not a curated record. Gene Ontology annotation, molecular function: hypoxanthine phosphoribosyltransferase activity. The transcript has 9 exons. Gene Ontology annotation, cellular component: cytoplasm.
AUGGGAGAUCCCCCGCAUCUUCGGGCCACGUAUAAUGAUAUCCACAACAUCAUCAAGGCUUCUGCGGUUCAGAUAGCAGAGUUCAAACCUGACAUGCUCAUCGCGAUCGGUAACGGCUUCUUCCCGGCCCGUGUCCUCCGAACUUUCCUCAAAGAUCCUUCCACCAAGCGCAACAUCCCGAUUCAGGCCAUUGGCCUCUCCUUGUACGAGUCAUUGCCAGGAACGACUGCAGAGCAAAUAGGAAACGAGGUUAUCCGUACCCAAUGGCUGGGUCCUAAUCCGGGCCAAGCUCUGCUUGGUAGGCGCGCACUAAUCGUGGACGAAGUCGAUGACUCCCGGAAAACACUGCAAUACGCACUGUCGGAACUGCAGAAGGACGUAGAGCUUGAACUACAAAAUGUGCCAGUGUCAGAACGCGAAGCGAAGCGAACGAAGUUCGCUAUCUUCGUUGUACACAACAAGCUUAAGCCAAAAUUGGGUACUUUGCCCACAAAUGUCCCAUACUACGCGGGUGCCAACGUGGAAGACCUAUGGAUGGACUAUCCGUGGGAAGCAAUCGACAUCGAGGAGCACGAUAGACUGGCGGCAGCAGGCAAAACGAGUUCCUAA